AUGAUGUUUAGAAAGAAAUCCUUGCCGUUGGUUCAGUAUAGCCAACGCUCCGCAACUUUUCAAUCAGCCAUGAAACUGUCUAUUGCAAUUGGGCAAUUUUUUGGACUCAAUCCGGUUAUUGGUGUUUUCAAUAUCGAUGCAUCUAAAAUGCGGUUUACAUUUUAUUCAGCACGGUGUAUAUACACAGUAUUAUCGAUUUUGGGGCAAGGCACAAUGUUAUGUUUUUGCAUAUUAAAAUAUAUAAAGGACACUGAUACAUCACUCUCGUCCAACACUUCUCUAGUAUUCUACAGUUCUAAUUUUAUUACAAUGGUACUAUUUCUUCGGAUGGCUAUGACAUGGCCGCGACUUUGCUUACAAAUAUCUAUGACGGAAGCUUUAAGUCCUAACUUCGAUACUACACUAGUUAAGAAAUGUAAUGUGACCUGCGUACUCGUCCUUACUUUAGCCCUUGUUGAACACAUUUUAUCAGAUCUAUCGGGAUUUGCGGCAGUGAUUGGUUGUCAACCACAUAAAAAUGCUUACGAAGCUUUCAUAACUCAUAACUUUCCUUGGGUUUUCGUGUAUUUGCCCUAUAACCAUGUUAUUGGAUUUCUAUUACAGCUUGUCAUAAUACAGUCCACAUUCACUUGGAAUUUUGUGGAUUUAUUUAUUAUCUGCAUUAGCUUUUACUUGAUCUCAAGACUAGAACAAGUCAACCUAAAAAUUGUUGCAGCUCGCGGUAAAACUAUGUCGCCGUACUUUUGGCGCACGGUCCGCGAAGAUUACUGUAGAGCUGCGUCUCUUGUGAGGCGUAUUGACGAUGUUAUUGGAGCUAUAAUAUUUAUCUCUUUCGCAAACAAUCUCUUUUUUAUCUGCCUCCAACUAUAUAAUACGUUAAAGUAA
Molecule: messenger RNA, 885 nt
Organism: Parnassius mnemosyne (clouded apollo)
Lineage: Eukaryota; Metazoa; Arthropoda; Insecta; Lepidoptera; Papilionidae
Source: the annotation of a GenBank genome assembly